GUUCUCUCCUCAGUGCAGCGCCAGCCUUUGAAGCGAUCGGUUCAGUUCGUUCGGAAAUUUCCAGAGUCCAGACAAAGAGAGACAUAUAAUUAUGGACAGCAAGCAGCCUCCGCCGUACAGUGAGCAGCCCGGAUUCACGCCUGCCCAGACCUAUCAGCCGGGUGGACCCACCCAGCCGCCGAUGUAUCCACCGAUGCCGCAGCCGCCACAGCCCUCCACGGUGAUCAUUCAGACCACAACCACCUCCAACCUGGUGCCCAUCGGUAAUGGUCCAACCCGCAUCCGUUGUCCCUCCUGCCAUGCCGAAGUCCUGACCACCGUUAAGAGCACACCUUCCGGCCGGACUCACUGCUGGGCCCUCAUCCUGUGUCUGUUCAUCUGCUGGCCUUGCGUUUGCUUGCCUUACUGCAUGGACUCUUGCCAGAAUGCCAACCACUACUGUCCCAACUGCAGUGCCUACAUUGGCACCUACGAGAACUAAAAUCUAAUCUAUAGGAGAUCCCCUUAACAAUUAACCAUGCCAUAUUUCAACGACAAAACUGUAAAACUGUAAAUAUAUUCUUUUAUAAUCACACACAUUAAACAUGAGAUUCAAACAGGAGA
This is a messenger RNA of Drosophila serrata, 603 nucleotides long. RefSeq names its product lipopolysaccharide-induced tumor necrosis factor-alpha factor homolog. Gene Ontology annotation, molecular function: zinc ion binding. The record is from RefSeq and is a predicted model, not a curated record. NCBI's taxonomy places the organism in Eukaryota, Metazoa, Arthropoda, Insecta, Diptera, Drosophilidae.